Messenger RNA from Vigna unguiculata (cowpea), 4644 nucleotides. RefSeq lists its product as uncharacterized. The record is from RefSeq and is a predicted model, not a curated record. NCBI's taxonomy places the organism in Eukaryota, Viridiplantae, Streptophyta, Magnoliopsida, Fabales, Fabaceae.
AUGGAGUCCAAUGCAUCUUGUGCGAAUGCAAGACUGAAAAGAAAGAUGAUGCUCAAAGAAAAGAAAAUGAAAAGGAAUCAUAGAGAUGUACAUGAUGACGAUCAUCGAAGGAAAAGGAACUGUACACCACUGUCUGAUAUUACAAUGAUGGAUUUCUUCAAUCGGCAGAUUAAACCAAAUAACUAUAUUCAAGGAAAUUAUAAUGAAGAACCACUUCAAAGGAAAAGUAAUGCUAUGAGCUUUAGAUUUCAUAAUGACACUUCUCAUCGCCAAAAUCUGCUUCAGAAGUUUCAAGUUGCAAACGAGUUUUCAUCAGAGUUUCGUCAAAGUUCAACAUAUGAGACAUCAGCCCAUGCUAUAGUAGAAGAUGUUGGACUACAUCAGAGUACAAGUUCUCGGAUUGAGGAUAUCGUUAGGGUUUACGCAGACAUUGGAGAUCCGACAUUCAUAUGCAGGGAAUGCAAGGCGUACAUGUGGUACGAGGAAAGGAUUAAAAAGACCAGGAGAUGUGUAAGUCCGACUUUCCAUUUGUGUUGCGGUAAUGGUAAAGUUCAACUACCAAUUCUAAAAGAACCACCAAUUGUUUUGAAACGUCUGUUAUUUGACAAUGAAUCCAAAGAAAGCAAGAAUUAUCAAAGUCAUAUUAGGACAUACAAUAUGAUGUUUGCCUUUACAUCUCCUGGAGCUAAAGUUGACAGAACUUUUAAUAAUGGAAAAGGACCGCCCAAUUUAAGAAUCCAAGGACAAUCUUGUCAUAGAAUUGGCAGUCUUUUGCCGGUACCCGGUGGGCUUCCAAAGUUUGCGCAACUAUAUAUUUACGACACCGAAAAUGAAGUUCAAAAUAGAAUGGAAUCAUUAAGGAAUCAAGAUGAUAUCGAUUUGGAAAUUGUCAGCAAAUUAAAAAAGAUGCUCGAUGAGUUCAAUGUUCAUGCUAAAUCAUUUAGAAUGGCAAGGGAUAGAUAUAGGAACCAACCAUUUGAUGAUUUGAAAUUGAGACUUAUUGCAGAUAGGACAAAAGAUGGAAGGAUAUAUAAUGUUCCUAAUGUUUCAGAAGUUGCAGCCCUUAUUGUUGGAGAUGUUGAUACUGCUUCAGGUAGAGACAUCAUAAUGGAAAAGCAAUCCGGCAAAUUACAAAGAAUAAAUGAAUUGCACACAAGCUACCUAGGGUUUCAAUAUCCUUUACUAUUCCCAUAUGGGGAAGAUGGAUAUAGACAUGAUGUCAAUCGUCGUGAUAGAGCAGGAAUCAUCCAGAAAAGAAAUAGAUUGACAAUUAGGGAGUGGUUUUGUUUCAGGUUGCAAACAAGACACUCAGAAGCAUUAACUUUGCUUACAUCUAGACGAAUUUUUCAACAAUUCAUUGUUGAUGGAUAUACAAUGAUGGAAUCCGAAAGAUUGUCAUUCAUUAAAUAUAAUCAAUCUAAGUUAAGGGUUGAUAAAUAUAAUAACAUCUGUCAAGCCUCAGAUAAUUCACAAAGUAAGGGAUGGCAACAAGGAAAGAGGGUUGUUCUUCCUUCAUCUUUUAUUGGUAGCAGAAGAUUUAUGGACCAACUGUAUUUUGAUGGAAUGGCAAUUUGUAGUUAUCUGGGAUUUCCAGACCUCUUCAUAACUUUCACGUGCAAUCCUAAAUGGCCAGAAAUUACUAGAGCAUUGAAAAAGUUAAAGUUGUCCUCAACCGAUCGUCCUGAUAUAGUUUCAAGUGUGUUCAAGAUUAAAUUCGAACAACUUCUCAUAGAUCUAACCAAGAAUCAUUUAUUAGGCCGAACUAUUGCAUUCAUGUAUACUAUAGAAUUUCAAAAGCGCGGCCUACCACAUGCACACUUGCUCAUCUUUUUGCAUCCGAGCAGUAAAUACCCAACUCCUGAUGAUAUUGACAAAGUCAUCUCUGCUGAAAUCCCGUCUCCAAUUACAUGUCCUGAACUGCAUCAAUGUGUUCUAGAUCACAUGAUACACGGUCCUUGUGGUACUAUAAACAGAUCUUUGCCUUGCAUGAAAAAUGGUAAAUGCUCGCGCCUAUAUCCAAAAAACUUUCAGAACACCACCAGUGUAUCAGAAGAUGGAUAUCCACAUUAUCGAAGAAGGAACGAUUCAUUAACUGUGACAAAGAAUGGUGUUUGCCUUGAUAACCGUUCUGUGGUUCCUUAUAACCCUGAACUACUUCUUAAGUACCAAGCACAUAUAAAUGUGGAAUGGUGUAAUCGCAGUACUUCGAUCAAGUACUUAUUUAAGUAUAUCAACAAAGGUUACGACAGAAUAACAGCUGCCAUAGUUCCACAGCAGAACGAAGGAAAUGUGAAUACACAAGCAAUAGAUGAAAUCAAACAAUAUCUGGACUGCAGAUACGUAUCUCCAUGAGAGGCAUGUUGGAGAAUAUUUUUCCCCAUUCAUGGACGAAAUCCAGCAGUAGAAAGAUUGUUUUUUCAUCUACCGGGAGAACAGGCAGUGUACUUUAAGGAUGAUGACCAAAUGGAUGAUAUUGUGGGAAAAGCAACAGUUUCAGAAUCAAUGUUUACAGGCUGGAUGGAAUGUAAUAAGAAAUAUGCAGAAGCCAGAAAGUUAACAUAUGCUGAAUUCGUUUCCAAAUUUGUUUAUGUAAAGAAAGAUAGAUGUUGGAAACCAAGGAAAACAGGAAAUACUAUUGGAAGGCUAAUUUGGGUACCUCCAAGUACUGGUGAAGUGUUUUAUCUUAGGAGAAUGCUAACCCAUGUAAAAGGUCCAACAUCGUACAUAGAUAUAAGAACAGUUAACAAUGUAACAUAUUCUACAUUUAGAGAAGCUUGCUUAGCUCUAGGAAUUUUAACAGAUGAUACAGAAUAUGUUGAAGCUAUGAGAGAAGCAAAAGAUUGGGGUUCCGGAUAUUAUCUUAGGAAACUAUUCGUUACUAUAUUGUUGUCGAAUAGCGUUAAUCAUCCAGAAGAUCUAUGGAACAAAACAUGGGAGUGGCUUGCAGAUGGAAUUUUGUAUCGCGAGAGAAAUAUUUCCGGAAUUGCAGAUUUAACCAUUGCAACAGAAAUGCUCCAAAACCUGACUUUGAUCGAGAUAGAGAAAUUGCUUGAAGAGAAUAGAAGCAGUUUAAAAUUCUUCCCAACCAUGCCAUACCCAAAUGAUUUUGUUCUUCAAAAUUGUGGUAAUAGGCUUAUUUAUGCAGAACUGAAUUACAACAUUGCUGAGCAACGACAAUUGUUCCAAUCCAACUUAAGAUCAAUGACAGCUGAACAAAAGCAAAUUUUUGAAAAGGUUAGUAAGGCCGUUCUAAAUAAACAAGGAGGAGUAUUCUUUCUAUAUGGAUACGGUGGAACUGGAAAAACUUUCAUGUGGAGAACGUUGUCAGCUGCAUUUCGUUCUGAAGGAAAAAUUGUACUCACAGUUGCUUCAAGUGGAAUAGCUUCUCUAUUACUACCAGGAGGACGAACAGCACAUUCUAAAUUUAAGAUACCAAUACCAACAUUAGAUAAUUCAGUUUGCAAUAUCGAACAAGGAUUUGAAGCUUCAGAGUUGUUAAAGAAAGCUGAACUUAUUAUUUGGGACGAAGCUCCAAUGGCGCACAAAUAUUGUUUUGAAGCAUUAGAUAGAACUUUGAAUGACAUAAUGGGUGGUAUGACGAAAGAGAAUGGUGUUUUUGGUGGAAAAGUGAUACUAUUCGGAGGUGACUUUAGGCAAAUCCUUCCUGUUAUCCCUGGAGGUAGCAGGUCUGAUAUUGUAAAUUCUACAAUCAAUGCGUCCUAUCUUUGGGAUCACUGUGAAGUUCUAACAUUGACCAAAAAUAUGCGUCUGCAACAACCAGGUUUACAAGGUAGUACUGCUUCCGAGAUUCAGGAAUUCUCGGAUUGGAUUGUUAAAAUUGGUGAUGGUAAGUUAGAAGAACCAAAUGACGGUUUAGUAGAAGUUGAAAUACCCAUAGAAUUUCUGAUUUCAGAGUUCAAUGAUCCCAUACAAGCAAUUGUGAAUACAACAUAUCCAGAUUUAAUUCACAAGUACACAGAAGAAUCAUUUCUGCAACCCAGAGCAAUACUAGCAAGUAGAAUUGAGAUUGUCAAUCAAAUCAAUGAAUACAUGCUAUCACUAAUUCCAGGUAUAGAAGAAAAAGAAUAUCUUAGCUCUGAUUCAGUGGAUGAAUCCGCUUCAAGUGAUGCUUAUAGCAAUAUAACCUCUGAGUUCCUAAAUUCACUCAGUAUGUCUGGACUUCCUAACCAUAAGAUCAAACUAAAGAUUGGAGUACCUAUAAUGCUGUUGAGAAACUUGGACCAAGCUACAGGAUUAUGCAAUGGAAGCAGAUUGAUUGUCACGAGGCUUGCAAACCAUGUCAUAGGUGCUAAAUUGAUAACAGGUAACAAGGAUGAAGAAGAAAUUUAUAUUCCUCGAAUGUCAAUGUCUCCGUCCCAGUCCCCAUGGCCAUUUAAGCUAAUUAGAAAGCAAUUUCCCAUUAUGCUUUCAUAUGCAAUGACAAUAAACAAAUCUCAAGGACAGUCACUAGGUUUUGUCGGAUUGUAUUUGCCGACACCCGUAUUUAGCCACGGUCAGCUCUACGUUGCAGUUUCUAGAGUUCAAAGUAAAUCUGGAUUAAAGAUCUUAAUCCAUGACAAUGACAACAAAAGAUGCAGCAAAACAACAAAUGUUGUUUACAAAGAAGUGUUCCAAAAUGUAUAG